This is a messenger RNA of Paramuricea clavata, 248 nucleotides long. Lineage: Eukaryota; Metazoa; Cnidaria; Anthozoa; Malacalcyonacea; Plexauridae. The record is from the annotation of a GenBank genome assembly.
AAGUGCUGAAAGAAAUGUACGAUGAAAAGCGGCCAAGCAGUCGUAAAGUAAUAAAACUGCUUAAGUGCGUUCCAGCUAAUGAUGCUGAAAACCAAUGUUUGGAUCACUUAAAACGGUACAUUAAGUCUUUACAGGGUCAGUCUUUAACACGGUUUCUUCAAUUCACUACAGGUAGCGACAUUAUUGUAACUGAACAGAUUAAGGUUGAUUUUGUAGCUGCCCAGGGUAAACCUGUGCGCCUCUGUUAG